Messenger RNA from Leptidea sinapis, 2753 nucleotides. RefSeq lists its product as uncharacterized. Gene Ontology annotation, molecular function: chitin binding. The transcript is spliced from 7 exons. Lineage: Eukaryota; Metazoa; Arthropoda; Insecta; Lepidoptera; Pieridae. The record is from RefSeq and is a predicted model, not a curated record. Gene Ontology annotation, cellular component: extracellular region. The coding region runs from base 331 to 2412 and encodes 693 amino acids.
GUUAGUUUUGCCGCGACCUACCGCGCAGCACUACGUUUGUUGUAUCGAUAAUUUUUCCUAUCGAUAUCGAGUGUUUCCUAUACCUUACGAGUGUGACCUUCACUUUCUGUGUUUAAUUUUGUGAAUACCGUGAUUUCAUUAGCGUUGAUGAAUAAGUUUUUUAUUUAAAUUUUCAAGUUCUAUCAACCUUUUGGAUAAUCAUCUAUAUUAACCAACAUGGAUAACAGUCUAUAUCAGAGCUAGUGCGGGAGACAAGAAGCUAAACACAAUGCGGGAGUCGCUACGCUAAGACCGGCCGACGAUUGCGCGCUUCUCUUACUAUAGAGUGAGAUGCGGCGGCAGGGUCGCCUGUCAGCCAGUGGCGCCCUAGUAGUGCGGACCGCCUCUGCCUUACAAGUAUGGCUGUGGUUGCUGCUCUUCGUGUUCCAAAAUGAAUUCCGGAUAUCCAGGUCCAUUCAACCGGGGUACUUGGACUUUGACAAUCUUCCUGAAACCAAUUUUACGUGUACUGGCAAAGUGAUCGGGGGCUACUACGCUGAUUUAGAGACGUCUUGCCAAAUGUUUCACGUUUGUACCGUAGGACAACAAGAUGAACCAAUGGAUAUUAAAUUUCUCUGUUUAAAUGGGACUGUAUUUGAUCAGGAGACAAGAGUAUGUGAAAGAGUAGACGAAGUCGACUGCACAAAGUCUGAAAAGUUUUAUAGUUUAAAUUUAGAAUUAUACGGAAACACCGUACCUCCGAUCAUUGACCCCGAAUCUUCAUCUCAGUCUACGCCAACAGACUCGCAAAUAAAAGGUGAAGAAAGUACCGAAUCAUUCGUAAACGAAUCGUCUACCAAUGCUUCUAAAACGCAAAAUCAAACAAUUGAUUUAAUAGAUACAACAGAAGACCCCGUACAUGAAACAAAUAAAAAUGAAUUCAAAGAUCAAAUAAACAAUAAGCCUACGCUCAUAUCAAUUUCAAAACAGGAAGAGGAAGAAUAUGAGGAGGACGAAGAGGAUUCGAUAGAUAGUGAAAAUGCUGAAUAUGAAGAUGAAUAUCCCAAUACUGUAACUACGUCCAUGGUUCACACCAUUACAACAACGUCUUCUACAACUAAAAUUCCUACGUCAAGUUCUGCUUUACCAAUGAGAACGCAUCGACCACCCGUGACACAUUAUAUAUCUUCACAUCCUCCUACAAUCUCUUCAGUGGCUCCUAGUACCUAUUCAUCAGUAACGUCCACAUCUAAGCCUUCUUCUACGUUAGAUCCGUCAUUACUUUCCCCCCAAGAAUUUAUUUAUAGACAUCGUGGGCCGGGUUCAGAAGCCAUAUCUUUUCAAAGACAAAACUUUCGACCAGCCGAUGGCGUUUACAUAACACAUGCACCAUCUCAACAAUUUGAUCAUUUUCAAUAUGAAUCAUCGAGAACAGCACCACGUCCAGCAGCACCUCGUCCUGUAGCAUUUGCACAAAGACCUCAACCUGCACCUUUUAGAGCUACCACGAUCGAUCCGCGUGAUCAACUACUUCGGCCAGGACCUUCACCUCAUUUACCUGAUAUUACUUUAAAUCAUCGCAAUCAGCAUCAUUCUUCAUUGCCAUCACAGCAAACUUUACCUUUUAAUCCUUUUUAUUAUGACCGAAAACGUAGUGAUGACUCCGGUUCCGAAUAUCAAUCAUCUCUUACAGCUAGAUCAGUGGCUCCUAUUAUUGAAACUGAACGUCCUGUAAAACCAAAAAGUCCACCAAGAGUUAUAGUGACAGCUAGUGCAUCAGUUAGUGAUAGUAAUGGAAAGAGAUUAAAUUAUACAGUCGGUAAUGUAGUAAGCGCAGUGAAGCCAAUAGUUGCAAUUAACUAUGAUGACUUUAAAGAAUCUGACCUUCUAUUUGACCCAUUCUUUCUUGAUGUACCAAAACUCCAUGCCCGGCGAAAAAGCAGAUCCAACCAAUACAGGCAUAUUUUCAAUGUUCCAGAAACUGCAACCAUUUCGUCAUCUGCUGAUUCAGUUAAAAAUACAAAGCCAACUUUAUCCCCAGUUACAUCAAGAGCGACAACUGUAAAAGCAUUCAACCAAGUAAAAAUAACAACGCCUACUCCUAUUACAUCUGCGUGGAAUCCAGAUGACUAUGUAGAUGAUAAUUAUGAACCUCAUGUAUAUGUGCCUCCUGUUCUACCUCUUGCAGUUGUUAUGGCUCGUGAUCUUAAUAAAAUCGUAAAAUAUGAAGCCAAGACGGAUGAAGGCUUGAUAAAGGAGCACAAUAAAAUAAUGGAUAUUCGCGUAGAACAACCCAAGGUUAGGCCUUCUGCUACGCAAAAAGUCUCUAGUCAAAGUGCGGGUACAGAGGCUACGCAUACCAUGUCGCCAUUGCCUAUACUAGCGCCCGCUUGCGCUGCUUCGCGCACCAGUGACUGUCGGAAUCGUGCCUAGUAUCUAUUGUUAGGAAUUAGCUCACUUUGUAAUUACUAAAUGAUAAGUAGAUUCAUAUUUAAAUUGUUAGUGAAUUUUAUACCAAUACUUUUGUACUUGAUAAAAUAAAAAUAAACAAUUGUUAUUAAGUCCAGCUGAUGAAAAAAGUAAACAUGUUUGGUCAUUUAAAAUAAUUAUAAACAUAUUAUUAGUAAUACCUGUUGUCACAAAUAAAAUAUUUUCUUAGCAUAAUAUUUGCAAUAUUGUAACUGUAUUUAUUUAGGAUAAUCUCCUAGAUGAAAACUUUCGUUUAAAUGAAAUAGCUUUGUACAUAUUUAUAUAGAAUAUAUGCGUCACAAUAA